GGAGGUUGUCACAUCCGCUUCCGCUGUCGGCUCGUUUCUGUUGCUGCUCUGUCCGUGCUAGAAAAGUGACCCAGAUUUGUGCUGAUGGCGAACAGAACGGUUAAAGAUGCGCAUAGUAUACACGGGACCAACCCGCAGUAUCUGGUGGAGAAAAUUAUCCGGACCCGAAUCUACGAGUCCAAAUACUGGAAGGAGGAGUGUUUCGGUCUGACCGCUGAGCUGGUUGUUGACAAAGCAAUGGAGCUGAAAUACGUUGGAGGAGUCUAUGGUGGCAACAUUAAGCCCACUCCCUUCCUUUGCCUCGCGCUAAAGAUGCUGCAGAUUCAACCAGAAAAAGACAUCAUUGUGGAGUUCAUCAAAAAUGAGGAUUUUAAAUACGUUCGUUUACUUGGAGCAAUGUACAUGAGACUAACUGGUACUGCAGUGGAUUGUUACAAAUACCUGGAGCCUCUGUACAAUGACUACAGAAAGAUUAAGGGUCAGAACAGAAAUGGAGAAUUUGAGUUGAUGCACGUGGACGAAUUUAUAGAUGAACUUCUUCACGCAGAGAGGCUGUGUGACAUCAUUCUGCCCCGCCUUCAGAAGAGACAAGUUCUAGAGGAGGCCGAGAUGUUGGACCCACGGAUCAGCGCUCUGGAGGAAGAUCUGGAUGAGGUGGAGAGCAGUGAGGAAGAGGAAGAGGAGGAAGAGAAGCUGGAGAGACCCCAGACCCCUGAACCUCACAGACGUGGUUAUCGUGACAAAGACAGACCUCGACGUUCCCCGUCACCUCGGUACCGUCGGAGCCGCUCACCACGACGAAGGAGCAGAUCUCCAAAGAGACGAAGCCCGUCGCCGCGGAGAGAACGGCAUCGCAGCAAGAGCCCCCGCCGGCAUCGCAGCAGGUCCAGAGACAGACGCCACCGCUCCAAAUCCCCAGGUCACCACAGAAGCCACAGACAUCGCAGCCACUCCAAGUCUCCAGAGAGAAGUUCAAAGAAGAGUCACAAGAAGAGUCGAAGAGGAAACGAGUGACUGAUGAUUUUUUUUUGUUUGUUUGUUUGUUGUAAUUUUUUAACUUCUAAAUGUCGGAGGUCUCGUCUGUAAACCAACCAAUUUUUUAUUAUUUUUAAAAUAGCUAAUAAUUGCAGCUUUAGAUUUCAGAGCACUGAUGCAGAUUAGAGCCAGCUGUGUUUGUACAGUCGCAGUCGGUCACUGAAAGGAAACCCUCCGUGUUUACAGAUGCCUGUAAAAUACACGUCACAGUCUGAGAUGACGUUUUCCAGGACACAAACUGGUUCAAGUAGCGGUGUUGAAGUUUGGUUCUUGAGGAAGACGAGGACGCAGAUGUUUGUCAUUCAUUUAACUGAAACUGUGGUUCAGCUUUAUCCAGGUGUGAAGGAAUUAGUGUUUUUCUGGGUUUAAUUCUGCUUAUUUUGUAUCAAGAAACUAAUUAGAUGAUCAUCCUCAAAUAUGUUGGCAUAAAAUAAAAUUUUUGACAGUUGAAAAA
Molecule: messenger RNA, 1489 nt
Organism: Betta splendens (Siamese fighting fish)
Lineage: Eukaryota; Metazoa; Chordata; Actinopteri; Anabantiformes; Osphronemidae
Gene: prpf38a
Product: pre-mRNA processing factor 38A
Exons: 10
Coding region: 85-1014 (309 amino acids)
Cellular component (GO): precatalytic spliceosome
Source: RefSeq, a predicted model, not a curated record